AUAUCCCAACGCGGCACCUCUACUUCCCCACAAAGCUGCCUGGGUAAAAGCUGCAUACUGUAAACAGCCUUCUUUGCUGCAUCAGUCUGCCGUCAGACCUUAUCAAAAUGACCGGCCCAAUCGACAGAUCUGCCGACGACGCCGUCCUGGCUCGUCUAGGCAAAAAACAAGUCCUCAAACGUCGCUUCGACUUUUGGUCUCUAUUCGGUUUCGCAGUCUGCGAAUUGAUUACAUGGGAAACCGUACUGGCUCUUUUCAGCCAAGGGUUUGAGAAUGGUGGACCUUCCGGUCUUUUGUACGGCUUCAUUAUUGCUUGGAGUUCGACAUUGUCAGUGUAUACUGUCAUUUCGGAAUUAGCGUCUAUGGCGCCGAUUGCUGCUGGGCAGUAUUAUUGGGUUUAUAUGCUUUCCUCGGAAAAGUAUCGCGUCUUUGCUAGUUAUAUCAUUGGGUGGUUGACUUCGCUUGCGUGGAUUGCGACUGUUGCUACAGAGACGUUAUUUGCUGGUACUAUGCUUGAAGGGUUGGUGAUCUUGGAUUAUUCGACGUACACGGCCACGAACUGGAAGGGCACUUUACUCACAUGGGCUGUGGCUUUGGUAUCGACCUUUAUCAACGCGGUCAUUCCAAGCAUGCUUCCACGCAUUGAGAUUGGUACCGUGGUAUUCCAUGUUGCCGGAUUCAUUGUGAUUAUUGCUCUGCUUUGGCGCUACACUGGCUCGUACCAUAACGCCGAUUUUGUGUUUCGCACGAGCCUGAACGAGGGCAAUUGGCCUACUCAGGGGUUGUCUUAUUGUGUGGGCUUUUUGGGUAAUGUCGCCACUUUCGUGGGCGCGGAUGCAAGUGUUCAUUUGGCUGAGGAAGUCUCACACGCGGCCACGACUAUUCCUCGUGUUAUCACGUCCAGCAUGAUUCUCAAUGGCAUCGUUGGGUUUGUUAUGAUGAUUACUCUGUUGUUCUGUCUGGGUGAUGUUGACUCGGUCUUGGAAUCGCAGACUGGAUUUCCUUUUAUUCAGAUCUUCUACAACAGCGUUCGAUCAGUAGCCGGGGCUACUGUCAUGGGUGCAAUUGUCCUCAUUCUGACCUGGGCAUGUGCCACUGGUAUCAUUACCUCCGCAUCACGUAUGACCUGGGCUUUUGCGCGAGAUCGUGGAACCCCGUUCUCUCGGAUUAUUAGCAAGGUUGACCCUCGCACACAAGUGCCCAUUAUUGCCAUUGGAGUUGUGGUCGUCAUUGCCUGUCUUCUCACACUCAUCAACAUCGGCUCUUCUACCGCAUUCAACGACGUCAUCUCGCUCACAAUCACCGGAUUCUAUGGUAGCUACCUCGUACCUUCUGCUCUGCUACUCUAUCAUCGACUCAAACCUGGCAAUAUCUUACCAUACGGAUCCCUUGUAGACGGACAGGAUCUUGGUACUAGUUAUCCCGUCUCAGCUCCCGCGGCAUCUCCCUCAGACAACGACACCCAACCAGACGAAACAUACACUGAAAAAACAACUAAACCAACAGAAUCCAAACCCGGCAACAACGCUCCCAUCACAGUAACUUCAGCCGAUGAACAAGGCAGAAUCACAUUCGCGCCUACGCAACUCGUCUGGGGGCCGUGGCAUAUCCCUGGCCUACUCGGAAUCAUUAAUAACGCAUACGCAUGCGUCUACAUGGUGUUUGUGAUUUUCUGGUCUGUCUGGCCUCCUGCCACCCCCGUUGCGGCGGAUACCAUGAAUUACUCUGUUGUUGUCACUGGUGGAGUCAUUAUUUUGAGUAUUGUGUGGUAUUGGAUUAGAGGGCGGAAGGAGUACAAGGGGCCGUUGGUGGAUAAGGAGGUCAUUGAGCUUAUUCAAAGGAAUCAAAUUGUUGGAGUAUAAAAGUUUAUGUGUGGAUGUGAAGCAUGGUCGUCAGAGCCGGCUGGGAAGAUCUUUAUAUGCAACACGGCACGUUAGAGUUCCUUGUACUGAUAGACCUGAGAUACCAUAUGAUAGAUGAAUUCUGAGAUGAAUCUUCGUAUAGC
This is a messenger RNA of Talaromyces stipitatus ATCC 10500, 2005 nucleotides long. RefSeq names its product choline transport protein, putative. The record is from RefSeq and is a predicted model, not a curated record. The transcript has 2 exons. Gene Ontology annotation, molecular function: transmembrane transporter activity. Gene Ontology annotation, cellular component: membrane. Lineage: Eukaryota; Fungi; Ascomycota; Eurotiomycetes; Eurotiales; Trichocomaceae. Gene Ontology annotation, biological process: transmembrane transport. The coding region runs from base 108 to 1862 and encodes 584 amino acids.